AUGGUGAUCGACUCGGCACUGGCGCUCUGGAAAGGCGGUUCGCUUCUCCAUUUGAAGAAAUUCAUGAGAACAAACGAUCCAGCUUCAGAUACACGCCCAAAUCGCAAGAUGUUCCCUAUACCCGCUACGCUCGUGAUCCGUCCCCCUCUGCCCCCACUCGACGAAUCGACAAUCAAUAUCGACGAAACGCCCAAUGCCCAUCCCCCCGCUUGGCGACUUUCGGGCGACCCCAGUCACCUUCGGAGAUGCAACAAGAUCAUGAUUUUUAGGUUCAGUGAUAAUCUGGGUUGGGGAGCGGGUUUGCUUUUCAUCGUAAGCAUCGCCUUAGCGUCGGCCCGUUAAAACGAGCCGCGAGUAGAGAGCUGACCUUUCGUCACAUUGCACCUCCUCAGGCUCGACUGCACCUAAUUGCGGCUCGGGUUGGCGCAGUUUUACUGGUCGACAACGGUAGAUGGUACGUUAAGAGCAGAGGAUCUCAGUCUCUGACAAGGCUGACAUAAAGAAAACAAAAAUCACCACUGAAAGGUGGUACGGACGCCUCGAGUACUAUUUCCAACCGUACAAGAUCAACUGCGUCCCUCCCGAUGAUUGGUACGACGAUAAGCGAGGGCAAAACAUCAGUUCAGAAGGGUGGGAGACGGCGGAGCGUAUCAUCGCCAAUUGGGACCAGCUCGCCGCUGUAGACGCCUACGAAGACAAGAUCGCGCGAGCGGACCUCGAUGUUGAAGGGAUGCAACGACUGAAUGAUCUCGAGUUUGGUCCAGGACGUAGGCCUUCAGUGCUCCCUGCUCCAGAGACACUUCCGCUGCCGAUGGUACCGGCUUUCGAAGCGCAAGCGACGGUGUUGAGACAGUACUGGAAGCCGCUGCCCCAGACGUUAGAGCAAGUGCAGGAGGUGAAGGAAAUGAUGGGGAUAGGGGGACCGCAGCCCACGGUGGGGGUGAUGAUACGAUUGGGAGACAAGGGGUGGGAGUAUCGCCACAGCCUUCGGCCAUCGAAUGUCCACAACACGUUGUCAGUGAAUAGGAGCUUUGGCGACGGUGCGUCAGAGAUCGUGCUGAGCAAGCUCAACCAUACACAGUAAAAACCUGUCCGCCCAUCUAGAGGUGAUGCACAAUCUCUAUGAUCGAAUGAUCCCAACUUCGCUUGCAACAAACACAUCACAGCCUUGGUACCCACUCUCAUCCAGCGCGCGACUCUUCACACCCGCGCAACAACCCAUCGCCAUCGUGGUGACGGCCGAGGAAACGGCUCUGCUAAACAUUAGUCUCGAGUCUACGGCCGCUCCGUUCCGAUUUGAUCGUACUCCAAGCUUGAAACUAGCGGCCGGAACGUACAGGAAGAACACUUUCGCCAAAUGGCCGAUGAAGACGCGUGUAGCCCACACACGACAGCUUGUUCGCGAUAUUGAGAUCAUGGCCAAAUACACCGACGCCACGGUCGUGACGAUGUCGAGCAAUAUUGGGCGGAUUGUGACCAUGCAAGUUUGAGCUACCAACUACUUGCUUCGCGUGUAUCAAAAAACUAAUGGCUGAUAAGUUGAUGUGCCGCCACUGCGACAGGCUUGCUGGGACCGAGGCUGCCUUGGGACCGACGGAUGCGCAGGGAAACCACGUCGGAGGGCGAAUGUGA
Messenger RNA from Microbotryum saponariae, 1632 nucleotides. Lineage: Eukaryota; Fungi; Basidiomycota; Microbotryomycetes; Microbotryales; Microbotryaceae. The record is from the annotation of a GenBank genome assembly.